Molecule: messenger RNA, 1619 nt
Organism: Octodon degus (degu)
Lineage: Eukaryota; Metazoa; Chordata; Mammalia; Rodentia; Octodontidae
Gene: Zscan26
Product: zinc finger and SCAN domain containing 26
Exons: 6
Coding region: 297-1610 (437 amino acids)
Biological process (GO): regulation of transcription by RNA polymerase II
Molecular function (GO): RNA polymerase II cis-regulatory region sequence-specific DNA binding; DNA-binding transcription factor activity, RNA polymerase II-specific
Source: RefSeq, a predicted model, not a curated record
GCCAGGUGCUGCCGAGCGGCGAGCGUUCGCUCUCCGGACCCCAAGGUGGGUUGCCUCAGCGGGGGCUUGGGCUUGAGUUGGAGUCACAGGGCAGCCGCGGGCCUGGAGCGAGGCCGGUUCUGGGGUGCAGAAGGGCCUUCCGCGAGGGAAGCCGCCGGUGCGCGCGGGCGGAUUUCAAGCCGAGUGUCUCUCACCUCCAGGAAGACUUGUGACCUUCUCUGGAGAAGCAGGUACAUCCUUCAGGAUACAGCCAGGAGAAAGUUCUCUGAAGCAGGGAGACCAGCCUGGAGCUGGGAAUGGCUACCGUGCUGGAACAGGGAUUCCAGCUGCAAGGAAACCACAAAGGCCUUGGACAGGAGCCACUGUGCAAGCAAUUCAGGCAGCUGCGCUAUGAAGAAACUGCAGGGCCCCGGGAGGCGCUGCGCCGGCUCCGCGAGCUCUGCCGCCAGUGGCUGCGGCCCGAGACCCGCAGCAAGGAGCAGAUCCUGGAGCUGCUGGUGCUGGAGCAGUUCCUGGCCAUCCUGCCCGGAGAGCUGCAGGCCCGUGUGCAGGAGAAGCAUCCUGAGAGCGGGGACGAGGUGGUGAUGGUGCUGGAGGACUUGCAGCUGGAGCGUGGAGAACAAGGACAGCAGGAGGGAAAGGGCCCAGACCGCAGAAGGAAGCAGUCAGUGCUUGUGGAAGCACCAGCCCCUCUGAGAGCAGUGCAGGCGCGGCAGGUCCUGCCUGAGUACGGAGGUCAGGAGCCUAAGGAAGAAGAGGAUGAGGAGAUACAGAUUGAGUGUGGAAAGCUUGUAAUAACAGACUCGUGUGAAACAGAGGAGUCACCCCGGAAGAAAGCUGAACCCAGAGAGGCUCACUACGAGGAUUCUACCUUGGAAAGGCAGCAGGGCAAGCCCCCGCAUUCAGACUUGACAGAAUGCAGAAGCACACAUACAGGAGGAAAUCUGUGUGACUCGGGAGUGUGCCAAGAUCCUGCACUUCCUGGGCAUCAGAAACCCCUCUCCAGAGAGAGAGGCCAUCAGUGCCACGAGUGUGGGAAAGUCUUUCAGAGGAGUUCACACCUUGUCAGACAUCAGAAAAUCCACCUUGGUGAGAAGCCUUAUCAGUGCAAAGAGUGUGGGAAGGUCUUCAGUCAGAAUGCAGGCCUCCUGGAGCACCUGAGGGUCCAUACUGGAGAGAAACCUUUUCUGUGCAUCCACUGUGGGAAGAGCUUCAGGCGUAGCUCUCACCUGAAUCGACACCAUAGAAUUCACAGUCAAGAGGAACCCUGUGAGUGCAAAGAGUGUGGGAAAACCUUUAGCCAGGCCCUGCUUCUCACACACCAUCAGAGAAUCCAUAGUCACUCCAAGAGCCACCGGUGUAACGAGUGUGGCAAAGCCUUCAGCCUGACUUCAGACCUCAUUCACCAUCACAGGAUUCACACUGGGGAAAAACCAUUCAAAUGUAAAGUAUGCCAGAAAGCCUUCCGACUAAACUCACACCUCGAUCAGCACAUACGAAUCUAUAAUGAGGAAAAGCCGUACAAGUGUUCUGAGUGUGGAGAUGCCUUCCGACAAAAGUCAGGUCUCUUUCAGCAUCAGCGACAUCACCACAGAGGCAGACUGGCUUGAAGAGUGCUC